AUGGUCUGCGACGAUGGUUUGCACGCCUCAUCGCCCGCGACGCCGCGCAAGUCCCUGCGUAGACUCUCAUCUACCAGAGGUUUCAAACCGCCUUCCGACUACACCUGGAUUCGCGUGUUCGAAGGUCUCGAGCCCUUCGCGAUCGAUGCUCCAAGUAAACUAGUUAAGGUGUUCAGUAAUACGACCGUUGAAGAUGUUAAUAAGUUUCUUGGAUUGAGUGAGGAGCUAACUUUGUGGUUGCAAAUCGGUGCCGAACAAUCUAGACGGAUGGAGCUGCAUGAAUGCCCCUUGAAGAUCCAGGAGCAGUUUCUAACAAUGCUCGGAUGGAGGUCAAAGCCUCGUCGGCUACGCUUGGCAGUGGAUCCAGAGAUGCGGCAUUGCAUACGCUGGUGUGCUGGUCCAGCUGCUAGAUCUAGUGGGGUAUAUAAGUCUGGAACCGUGCAUGUUCUUAAGGGCCAUGUAUUUCCACAAUGGAAACCAAGGCCUGCACAAAUUAUUGGAUCACAAUUUUAUAUUUUCGGCACAUCGUGGGACAAGAUAGAACUAAGCGGGGGAGCAAUUGAAUUUUGCCACCCCAAAGCACAGAGAUGGGUGAUAUGCAUUAAACCACGUUGUCACGGCAACCAUUUAACGGAUGCAGGAGCCAACCAUCUAUUUCUGGGGUUUAGUACAGUUUGGGAAAGGAAUAUGUGGUUCUGCUGGUUGAAAGAGGCGACUCAGAGUACGCAGCCCCCCAAUGUUUUGGACCUUAGUGGUGGAGGAAGAUCAUGUCUCGCGACGGCUCUUACGCGGCAUGGCGCCGAAGGUUUUGCUCUACGUGUUCUGCGCAUGCGCGGAAACUCCUUGAACAAUCUACCUCCACAAACGUGCUCGUUACAAGCCUUGACACAUCUAGAUAUUAGCGACAACAAAAUAACCGAGCUACCUAAAGAAAUGUCUCAACUUAUUCAGUUAGAAGAACUUCAAGUGAGCAAAAAUGAACUGAAAUCGAUCGACUGUGCUCUGCGGCUUCCACGUCUACGAAUUAUUGUGGCUCAACGAAACAUGAUUAAUAGCUUUGGUGUGAGUAAUUCAAGACCGAUGAGCCCAAGCUAUGAAAAUAAAUGCGAACACCGAUCACCUCUUACCAAUGUGGAUCUUCGGCAUAAUCAACUCAAAGGGAGCAUCAUCCUGGGAAAUUAUGAGCAUUUAGCGACCCUCGACGUAUCUCACAAUGCGGUGGAAGUACUAGUGCUGUCCUCUUUACGCGGUCUACGGGAAUUAUAUGCUUCGAACAAUGCAAUACAACACAUGGCUUUACAUGGCGCGUCGUUGCGGGUGCUACGAGCCCCUCAUAACCAAUUGGAGAGCUUGACUACAUCAGUUCCGCCUAUAAAUCUAAUGGAAAUAGAUUUAUCCCAUAACAAAUUAACAUCAUUACCACAAUGGCUAAGUGGAUGUUCCGAUUUGACCAAACUAUACGGAAGCAAUAAUCAACUUACCUCGCUGCCUGAACACUUAUUUUGCAGUGAAUUAUCCAGUCUAAGCCAUUUACACUUAGCUCAUAAUAAAAUAUCUACGAUUCCAUCUAUGCCGAGGCUUAGAUCACCGCUUAAGGAAUUACUUUUACACGACAACUGUAUCCAAGCGCUUCCAGAAAACUUCUUUUCGGUUUGCGAUAGACUAUGUGUAUUAAACCUAUCAAAUAACAGAUUAAGUCGUUUACCACGAGUCAGAGGAGUAUCUUCCCAUUGUUUAGAACGACUCUAUUUAACAGCCAACUGUUUGAACGACGAAGCGAUCGACGUCAUAGUUACUUUUAGAGGAUUGAAAAUAUUACAUAUGGCAUAUAACUGCGUAACCAGUCUACCUGAAAACUUUUUCAAUUUCUGGCCUGAUAUUGAAGAAUUGGUCGUAUCAGGCAAUUCACUUACCAAACUUCCAGAUAGCUUAGCUCAGCUCAAUAACAUAAGAAUUGUAAGAGCACAUUCGAAUCGUCUCCGAUCCGUACCAAUGUUUGCAUGUAGCGCUUCUGUGAAAGUAUUGGAUUUCGCUCACAACGAACUGGAUAGCAUAGAUUUAAGACUUCUUGCACCGAAACAGUUGAAAUUCCUUGAUAUAUCAUGUAAUCAAAAGCUGCAAGUUGAUGCUUCACAAUUUAGCGCCUAUAAAUGUCAAAGACCUUUAAGUUUAGUGGAUGUAACAGGAAGAAACUCUUCGGCGUAUACUAAAAAAAGUGCUUAUCACGAAGAACUUUCUGGUAACAUGCAGUGGGCUACUGGUUUCUCUGAAUGUCCCAGCAAAAUGUUGCAAUUAUCCUGUGGCCAAAUACGCCUACCUUCAUUUUGUAAUAAGGAAGGCCUGUUUGCAGUUAUAGACGGAGAAAACGAUACAGAAGUAACUAAAAUAUUGCAGACUAGCCUACCUGGAUUACUGUUAGAAGAGAGGUCUGUAAAAGAAACUGUCAAUGAAUACAUGAAAUACGUAGUGCUUUCUGCUCACAGAGAAUUAAAAGAAAGAGGGCAAAGAAAUGGUGCUUCACUAAUAAUGUGUCAUUUAGCUCCGAUAUAUUUACCUGAAAAUGCGUUUGGACAAACUGCUGUUAGAUAUAACAUGAGACUAGCUAAUGUAGGUGACACGAAAGCCGUCUUGAGUCGACGAAGUGGUCCUUUAUGCUUAGGAGCUGAAAAUAAUAAACGAUUAGGAAAUUCUUCGCGCUAUCCGAACACUGUUCCGGAUCCCGAUGUAAUUCAAACUGUAAUUAAAGAAGACGAUGAAUUUCUCAUUCUUGCAAAUGGUAAAUUUUGGACUGUUAUAUCAGUGGAAGCAGCUAUUAGUGAAGUACGAUCAGAACGUAAUCCAGUUUUAGCUGCAAAGCGGCUGCAAGAUCUAGCACAAAGUUACGGUGUCGAAGAUUGCAUAUCAGUUGUGAUCGUACGAUUUGAUACUGUAAGAUCUGAUGUCGAUUUACUAAUGAGAGAACUCCGUCAAACUAUAAAUACAUCUAAACCUGUUUGUCGGUCCGAUUGCUGUUGUUCUCGCUUAGAACCAUGCUGCCAUUCAAUUUCACCACCCAAAUCAAACAGCGAUCGUUCGUCGCCUAGUGGUCAGAGCGAUAGACCCUUAAGUGAAAUUCUCAAUCAACAGCAUUACGCGAGUGUUAGAUCUCAUAAUAGAGCCUCAGACCGAAAACCCCGCGGCGGAGUAGCUAGGGCUAUUCGAGUACGAGUUGAAGAAGAUAAAGACGAAGAUCGGAAGCAUGAAGAAGUUCCAUCGUCGGAGGAACAAUUUAAAUGUUGGGAGUACAUGUUAGAACAGAAUACGCAAAUGAUUUUCGAUAAAGAACUUGACAACUUGUCGAAAGGUAUAAAAACGGAUAAUAACACAAUAAAAACCAUUAAAGGCUUAUCAGGGAGUAGUCCACAACUACAUUUGGCUGGAAAACAAUCAAAACUGCCUUUUCUAUCGAAACAUUUUGGAAGUGCGAGAUCGUUUGGUGCUGCUUUAAAACCAGAGUUUCGUUUUGGCUCCGGAAGGAUGCCGAAUUGUGGACCAAACGCGGCAUACUUUGGUUCCUUACAAAGGCUAAUGCCAUAUCACUUAGAAUAUGACUUCGCGGUAAUACAAGAGAAGAACACACAAUCCCAAGAUUCUCUAGAUUUAGAAGGGCGCAUGCAACAAUACUGGGGUGUGGCGACUACAGAACUGUAA
Messenger RNA from Leptosia nina, 3690 nucleotides. Lineage: Eukaryota; Metazoa; Arthropoda; Insecta; Lepidoptera; Pieridae. The record is from the annotation of a GenBank genome assembly.